Messenger RNA from Penicillium brasilianum, 1284 nucleotides. Lineage: Eukaryota; Fungi; Ascomycota; Eurotiomycetes; Eurotiales; Aspergillaceae. The record is from the annotation of a GenBank genome assembly.
AUGUCUUUUUUGAGGGGCCAUCAACACUGGGCCAUCCUCGGCCUAGUAGAUGAUGUCCAUGGCCAAGAAGAUGUUCUCAACAUACUACGUGACAUUCGCACAGACUUUCCAUAUCACCUCAAUCUAGAAUCAGCGCCUAGCCGUGAUCGUCUCAAGAGAGCUAUCUCAAGGCGAAUGCGACAUAUGCCCAACAAUAUUCCUGGUUUAUAUCGAGACGAUGCCGUUGGGGCACUAUUUGAGCUGUUCGCCCUUUGCAGCUCCGACUGGUCAGCUACUGGGUCUGCAAAACCAGAAGAAGUGAGUGGCGGCAGCUGUGAGGAGGGUAGUGAUAGCAAAAGUGACAAUCUCUUUAUAGGAGGUGGUCCUGGGGACUACCGUGGCCCCUUUGAAGAAAUCAUCCCUGAAACUGGCUAUGCCUUUACUCCUACUACAGUCAAUCUUGAUGCUCACGCUACAGAUUCGGUGGAAGAGUAUGCAAUACAAGGAGAUCAACCGGGCUUGGUGCAUACUAACAGUGGCAAAUACACCCCCAUGGACGUCGGCAUUCAUAGACAGACUUCCAGAAUAGCCGAAAAUAACGUCCAACCUUGUCAACAGAGAAAAGACAAGUACGACUGGGACUGGUUCAAAUACCAACAUGCAAACUUGAUAUUCAACGCCUUCGUGGACAUCACCUGGGCUCGGUACCCUCGCUGUCGAGAAACUAUCAGACUGUCAGACAUGAUAGGGACAAUUACAAAACCCUCGCGCACGAGCCUAUUUUCUCGAGCUAGACUUCAAGACAGAAGUCCAGACGGUGACUGGAUUCGUCUUGAUUCUCUCUCUCUCCCUAAGCUCCGUAACCAACUACAAGUGAUUCAAUCAUUCGAUCAAGACACAGAUGCUAUCUGGUGGAGCCCAAACCCCUUGGACACAACGAGGCUUGACUCGACGGAGGGUCAGUCCCGAAUAGAUAAUCAGCGUGACCUGAGAUGGGCGGUAUACCGGAGCUUCGAUGCCCCUUGGCAGGAUUGGCGAGGGCGGAGGCUUGCUGCCAUGUCCGCCUCGCAAGGGAAGCAUCCUCGCUUCUCUAUCAUUAUCCGAGAGGUUGAAGAUCUCGUCAAUAUAGCCGAUUGUAUGGAUUUCGAGUUUGAUACUAGUUCUACUACGUCCAGCGUUUGUGAGAUGUUCGGAAGACUUGGUGCAUCUGGGGAGAGUGUUUGUGGUGGUGAUCUUGCGGACAUUCUUUCUGCGAUCAUCAAUGAACCGCUACAACCUAAUAAUUGGGCUUCGGGGACAUUCUAA